UAGCGUCGACGACUCCCUGGGCCGGGGCAGCAGGGGUAAGCAUCCAGGAAACACAUAGUCGAUGCAAAACCAGUCAUCUGCGACUUCAACCGGAUCCCUCCGAAAGAUGAGAGGAGAGUGUAAGAGAAUACGCACAUUGAGAGAAGUCCUCCAUGGAGCUUGAUGGGACUGUGAUGAGUGGCCACCAAGAGAUCUUCCUGAGACAAGUCAUCCUUUAAAAGCUUUUUGCAUCUUCAACUUUGCUGAAAAGUUGGCAUGGAACACCAUCGAUAUCACUGAAGGAAGGAAUUAGCAGAAAAUACAAAAAUAUUUGGUCAAGAACUAUAGAUCUCUUCAAUUUCUUUUACGGACAAGAAUCAGAGAACGAACUGAAGAAAGACAAGAUAUUGAAGCUUUGGUACCAACCACCCCAUUACUCCUUUAACGUGAAUCCCAGGGGUGGUGAGGGUCACUAAAGAAGCCAUGAGUGAAGCUACAGAAGGUGUUCAGGGGGCGAUGGAGAGUGAGGCUCUGGUUCAGUUCAGAGCCACCUUGCAAGCUGCGGUAAGGGAGGUGCAUGUGGAUGUGAGUGCUUUCAAACAACGCAUAGAGCAGAGGAUUGAGGAAGUGUGCAUUUCCAAUGGACCCUUGGCCGAGGCGGUGACCAAGCUGCAGGAGGAGAACCUGCAGCUCCGGUCAAAGCUGGAAGCCGUGAGCCGCAUGGUGGAGAGUCUGGCUGGGGUCACGAUCGAAAGGAGUCCUGCUGAAGUGAAGGGGAAGAGCGGAGACAGUAGUGUAGCAAACGGACAAGCAGAAGACCAGAAAGGUCUGGUUUACUCUGGAAAAUCAGAGAACUGUCAGUCAAGUCAGUCCUCGUCCGCACACUCUGAACCAUCAGGGUCCAGUGGAGGACCAAGCCUUCCUGCUGCUGCUCCCAGCAACACCCCGGUCCCUCCUCCAUGGAGAGCAAAGAGACAUGCCGAAGUAAAUGGCACUGAUGCAAGAGGAGAGAAAAAUGUUGCCACAACUGCACAAGAGAACGGGAACCAAGAGAGCUCAUCAAUGGCCUCUGAAACUGCUCAAGCCGCUCCCCAGUCCCACCGGCCUCUCACCGCCAACAAACAAAGCACAGAGUCUUCUGGAGUAACUAACUCUCUUCAGUCGGCGGUGGAAGCCCCCGCCGUGCCUGACCAGGGAGAAUCAGAUCAUCUGACCAAACCCCAUCAGCCCCUCACUGCAGUGAUGAAAGCCAGCUCUGAAGCUUCAGCUGUCCCUCAGUCUCCCGCCUCAGCGCCCAAAACUGCAAAAGAACCUCCAGUAAAACCCGCAGAGGCUCCUGCUCAGUGUGACGCUGAUGAACCCCAGCCCCAUCUUCCCGUCACUGCCAUGACAACCAAACUCCCAGAGGGUCUGGUCGCCCAGUCUCCAGCAUUGGUGCCUAAAUCAGCUGUCCAGUCCAACGCAGAAGCUCCAGCAGGUACGACUGGAACAAAGGAGCUGAGGUCCCAGGCGUCCCAGGUGUCCCAGGUGUCCCAGGUGUCCCAGGCGUCCCAGGCGUCCAAGGCGUCCCAAGUGUCCCAGGAGCAGUCGGGCUCUGCAUCUCAGGGUUUGGUCCAUCAUCCUCUCACAGCUGUGACUAAAAGCAGCUCUGAGACUUCUGCUGCGUCCAAAUCUGAUCAGAGUCCUGCUACUGCACCAAAUUCUUCAGUCACCGAAUCCCCGACGAUGAAGCGAGGCGAAUAUCCAUUUAGACGUGAUGUUUCUGAACCCAAGCCGUACUUGCCUCUGUCUGCCAUGAGCAAACCCAGCACAGAGUCUUCAUCCUCUGCUGUAACAGCUCAGACUUCAAGUAUUUCAGCAUCACAGGACCCUACAGUAAAACCUGGGGAAUAUCCCUUUAAGAGGGUGCCAGUUCUCAAGACGCCCAGUCCCAGUCUGAAGAGAAGUGUGAGCUUUCCUCAGCCUGCAGAGAAAUUACUUCCCUCCAAAUCCAUCAUAAAAUCUGGUUUCUCGCCUAAUUUGGACAAGAAAGCGAACAAGGCAGGUGGAGUUGAGUUUAAGCAGGAUCUGAUGAAAUCACAAACGCUUCCGCGCUCCAACGGCGCUCAGGCCAAGCGGGCCCUCUUUGAGAGGAUGAACUCAGAGCCUACAAAACCCAAGGAUCCCAAACCGAAACUGAAGCGCUCUCAGAGUUUCGGAGUGUCCAGUGCCAGCGGUAUCAAACAGAUUCUGCUGGAGUGGUGCCGCUCAAAGACCAUUGGCUAUCAGAAUAUAGAUAUCCAGAACUUCUCGUCCAGCUGGAGCGACGGGAUGGCUUUCUGUGCUCUGGUCCACUCUUUCUUCCCUCUGGACUUCGAUUACAACACGCUGAACCCUGCAAAUCGCAAACACAACCUGCAGCUGGCCUUCACCACCGCAGAGGAGCAGGCUGACUGCCUCCGUCUGAUCGAGGUGGAGGACAUGUUGGAGAUGGGGGACAAGCCAGACCCCAUGUGUGUGUUUACAUAUGUCCAGUCGCUUUACAACCACCUGAAGAAGUUUGAAUAACUCUGUAUCAGAGUAGAUGUCACAGUCUAGAGGUUAUUAACCACAGUGUGUUUUUAGCACUUUGAAGGAGCCCUGGUGAACAUUAGGAAAACCACUGCUGUUUGAAUCACAUAAACACAGAUUUUAGUGUUUGACAAAUGUUUUCUCAGCCAAAUCGGGUUUAUACUGUAUGUGUGCAUUCACCAGUUUCCCCAAUUUCCUUUACAAUCAAUAGUGGACUGACACUGGUUCUUAAGAUGGAGUUUCUUAUGACAUGUGUCUGGAUGUGUGUGGCUCUAAUGUUGCUGUAAUUACAGUCAUGAGGCGUUUUGUUUUUCUCUUUGUGUAAUUCAUGAAGAAAUAGGAGGGAAGAUUACCACUCAGUUUAAUAAUAAUAAUGAUAACAGUUUGUAAUAACUGCUGUCAAUCAAUAAGUGUUUGGGAACACGAUCAAUGGUACAAAGCAAAGAGCUAUGAACCAGAGCAGAGAUGAUCCAGUCACAAUGAACUGGAGUCUUGAAUGUGGCAAAAAUAAAGCGGUUUUCUAAUAUAUUUAAUUAAUAGCGUGAAUGUUUAACAUCAGUGUGACAAACUGCAGAUUGUAAUUUUGUAAAUAAUUUAAUUAAGAUCUGCAUGCAGCAGCAGUGUCAUUUUUUUCAGUGGCACAACAUAAGUCAGUCAGGUGUGAAAUUUAGGGUUAACAAUAAUUCUAGUUAGAGUGACGCCAGAGAUUGCACUUUUCACAAUUAACCCUUUAAAACCUGAGCAAAUUGCCUUGAUUUCUUACCAAAAAAAUUGCAAAAUUAGAUAACGUACAAGAAAAUUGCCUGAAAUAAGUUUAAAAAAUGUAUAUAUAUAAAACAAGGUGAACAAGACUUGGAUACAGUGCUUAAAAGAUGAAAAUAAUUCUGUAACAUAACUGCUUAAAGCAGCACAAGGGCAGUGAUAUCACUUCAGGUUUCAAAGGGUUAAACUACUUAGUAUUCAUUAUAAAUCACCAUAGUUCAUAUAAGAACAAGAAAAUUAGAUAGUGAGCUGACCCUGAGUUAAGAUAUUUGUUUCAAACCAAGGACAUAGGUUUUGUUUUGGAAAUUUGGAGCAUCAAAGACUUAAUUUCCUGUGUUUUGGUGGAUUUUCGUGCACCAGUGUUUACCUUCUCUGCAUUCAUUUAUGGUGGAAAUUUAUUUUUAUUUGUCAGAAUAAAAGUCCUCUGAUACGUUACUGUUUUUAUAAGGGGGCCACAUGCAUAUUUUACAUAUUUAGGGAUACAUUUAUGCAUAUUCCUCAAAAUUGUAUCAAACUACUGUACUUUUUUCCAGGUAAAUAAUGAAAUGUAAUGUUCUGUAAAGUUACACCCCAAACUGGAAAUGUCUCUCUUCAUGAAAGAAAUGCGGAAUGAGAGAUAUUAACAUGUUUUUGCAAUGAUCAUCCAUAAUCAAACCAUAACCUGUCAGUUAAGUUUUAUCAAAUAUCCAGGGGCCCACAUUAAAAACACACUCUAAUGGAGAAGCCAUGAUGAAAA
Molecule: messenger RNA, 4027 nt
Organism: Plectropomus leopardus (leopard coralgrouper)
Lineage: Eukaryota; Metazoa; Chordata; Actinopteri; Perciformes; Serranidae
Molecular function (GO): protein binding
Source: RefSeq, a predicted model, not a curated record